UCGACGCCACCGCCAUCGACCCCACCGCCAUCGACCUCACGCCGCUGGUCAACGCCUUGAUACAUUCCAGCCAGUCCGGCUCCCGGCAGCUCUUCUCUCUGCUCAGCGUCUCGUCCUUCAGCCCUCUGGACCUGCAUAAACUCACCCUGCUGGUUUACAACAUUUCCAGUGUAAAGAGUUUAGACAGCGGUUUGUUCAGGAGGCGGUUCUGCUACUGCGUCACCAACGACACAAACGACCUGAGCGAUUUCACCGCCAUCCUUCUGGACGUGAUGGGAAACUCAACCAGUUACCUCCAGGAGCUGUUUAGGUCUUCCUCCAUCCUGUCAGUCAGCCAGAGGAACGACUCCGACUGCAUCUACAUCUGUGUGAUGGCGGGGAAGACGGGCAGAGAGGUGAGCGGGUUCUGGGACGACGGCUCCGUCACGCCGCUGUUCAACCAGACGAUUGUUGAAGGACCGAACAGAGUGGCUAACAUCUCCUCCAUUCGGCUUCCUGUUGCUUCGCCACAUCUGAGCAGAACAUCGUCAACAACGUUAAAGGUCACGACCUCCGUGGCGGUCACACCGAUGCCCUCCAGGCCUCCAGGCUUCAUUACAGGACGUCCGUCAAAUGAGACGCCAAACAUCCGGACGAGCCAAAGCAUUUCAACUCCACGGAUCAGGACAUCAGCUGGAACCGUGAGACGACCAACCAGCGCCGCUGCUCCAGCUCCGUCUGCGGUCACAGCCCGACCUCCUGCAGCCCCAGGCGCAGUCACAGCUCCGCCUGCGGUCACACCCCGACCUCCUGCAGCCGCAGGAGCAGCCACAGCUCCAGCUCCAGCUCCGUCUGUGGUCACACCCCUACCUCCUGCAGACGCAGCCGCAGGCGCAGCCACAGCUCCGUCUGCGGUCACAGCCCGACCUCCUGCAGCCACAGCUCCAGCUCUGUCUGCGGUCACAGCCCGACCUCCUGCAGACGCAGACGCAGGCGCAGCCACAGCUCCGUCUGCGGUCACAGCCCGACCUCCUGCAGCCACAGCUCCAGCUCCGUCUGCGGUCACAGCCCGACCUCCAACAGCCGCAGACGCAGCCACAGCUCCAGCUCCGUCUGCGGUCACAGCCCGACCUCCUGCAGACGCAGGAGCAGGCGCAGCCACAGCUCCUGCAGAUGCAGUCACAGCUCCGUCUGCGGUCACACCCCGACCUCCUGCAGCCGCAGACGCAGCCACAGCUCCAGCUCCGUCUGCAGUCACAGCCCGACCUCCUGCAGCCGUAGCCACAGCUCCAGCUCCAGCUCUGUCUGUGGUCACACCCCGACCUCCUGCAGACGCAGCCGCAGGCGCAUCCACAGCUCCGUCUGCGGUCACAGCCCGACCUCCUGCAGCCCCAGGCGCAGCCACAGCUCCUGCAGACGCAGCCACAGCUCCAGCUCCGUCUGCGGUCACAGCCCGACCUCCUGCAGACACAACCUUCCUGAAAUCACCUGACAGUCUGAUGGAAACAAACAUUUCUCCAACAUCUCUACAAACGACCUUCAUUAGACCUUCAACCCUCCGACCAACAGGACGACCUGCAGAGACGACGCCGAGCAGCAAAGAUGCAACACCUGACCGGCCCAGAGAAACGGAGAGACCAGGCUGUCCCUGGAGGAGGCCGGAGCCCGGCGGCGAGGCGGAGACGCUCGGCGAACUCAAGCUGCAGCCCUGCGUCCUGCAGCUCUGCCGGUUCUUCUCCCAGUGCCUCUGCAGGCCGCUGAGCCGGACGACGCGCACCAAAAGAUACUGUGACGGCAGCUUCCUGUGGUAUGAAGAGCAGACGUUCGAGGUGUGUCGAAGAGUCAAGAGAUUUUCCUUCUCCAGAAAUCUGAAACAGAGAUGCUUGUCUAAGAUGUGCAACAAACUGUGACCCGACAGGAAGCGGCGGAAACAAAGAGCCGUUCAUCUUCCCAACAACAGCUGGAAGCUGCUGGUGAUUCACAAAACAUGUUCAGUUUUCACCUUUUAUCUGGAUAUUAAUCACUAAUCUGCUAUUCAUUAUAUAUAUAAAAACUUUAUUUAAAGAGAAGAAGCUAGUUUUAAAACAUUAGUCUUUAAAGUUGCUCUGUUUACAGUUUGUUUUAAUCCGACUUGCAGAAAAAAACCCAACUGGUUGAUGAAUGUAAACUUUAAUCCACUUCUAAACGUUUGUAUUCUUCAUGUUUAAAAAGUAAACGGCUGUUUUGAUAUCAUGAAUAAGAAAAAUGAGGCCAUGAGGAAUAAUCUCAGUUUUUUACUCUUAAUGUGACAAGCAGCUGGAAAACAAACAAAUUUCAGAAGAAAAUAAACGUUUUAGAAGAAAAUUAGGUUUUUGUUAAGAAUUUGGAGUCACAUCUAUUUAUUACUCUACAUGCUGCAGGUUCAUCAGCUCCAAUGUUUUCAUAGGGUUAGGGUUAGGGUUAGGGUUCAUCACGGAGGGUUUUCCUGUUUUAACGUCUUUGCAGGAUUUUACCCAGAAGAGACAGAAACUUUUAUCUGUAGAAAACAAGCAGAGAAAUUGUUUGUAGCAGCAGGUAGCUGCAGGUUUCACCGGAGAGAAAAUCUCUGCCAGGAAACUGUAGAAGAUCUCAGCACUUUAAACAAACCACAAACCUUCAGAUCCAUAAACUCUGAACUAGUUUUAAUUCCUCCUGAGUUUCAGGAAGUCGCUGUGUUUUUGUCGUAGUGAGUUUUCAUUUGCAUGUCAAUAAUCUGGUUUUUAAUUCAUGAAAGAUGCUUGUUUAGUAACAUUUCUACAGUCUUAUUAAAGUAUUGGAAAAUUCUGAAA
Molecule: messenger RNA, 2786 nt
Organism: Xiphophorus hellerii (green swordtail)
Lineage: Eukaryota; Metazoa; Chordata; Actinopteri; Cyprinodontiformes; Poeciliidae
Gene: hhla1
Product: HHLA1 neighbor of OC90
Exons: 11
Coding region: 273-1889 (538 amino acids)
Source: RefSeq, a predicted model, not a curated record